Messenger RNA from Diachasma alloeum, 2965 nucleotides. RefSeq names its product DNA primase large subunit. Bases 437 to 2074 code for a protein of 545 amino acids. The transcript has 7 exons. Gene Ontology annotation, biological process: DNA replication, synthesis of primer. NCBI's taxonomy places the organism in Eukaryota, Metazoa, Arthropoda, Insecta, Hymenoptera, Braconidae. The record is from RefSeq and is a predicted model, not a curated record. Gene Ontology annotation, cellular component: alpha DNA polymerase:primase complex.
GAAAAAUGGAGCCGAGCGGAAAGUGUGGUUUUGUUAUUUUCCCGAGUGAUUUGUUGUGAAAAAAUCCAAACAAAUAUCCGUUCUUACUCUUAUAGUUUCGCAAGAUUCUAGUAGUUUUAAUGAAGUGAAUGGGUGAAUUUCCAGUUAAACUACUUAUUAAAUUGUGCCAUCAGGAUAGUUUUGGGAGUUCUAAAUGAGGUACUGAGAAAAACAUCCAAACAAAUAUCCAGUCUUACUCUCAGUUUCACAAGAUUCUAUGAAUUUUAAUGAAGUGAAUGGGUGAAUUUCCAGUUGAACUACUCAUUAAAUUGUGCCGUCAGGAUAGUUUUGGGAGUUGUAAAUGAGGAGCUGGGUCAUUAAUAAUAUUCCUAUCAAACGUACAUUUAAUAAUUAGCGCAAGUGAUUAAAUUGAAUGAUUGGAGAGUAAUCGACCAGAAUGGAGUACAUAAAACGAAAAAAAUAUACAGUAAAUGUUGCGAAUGAAAGUCUGAAGGAAGCUUACCCCCACGAUGUUCAACUGUACCAUUACGUACCCGUGGGUCUCGUCAACUUCACCGAAUUCAAAGAGCUGGGGAUGGAAAGAAGGGAGAUCCUCAAGAUGAUCGAGUUGAUCAUGAACAGGACAGACGUCAAGACUGUUGAAGAGCGCAAGGCUGCACUGACAGCUGCUCUGAGAAAGGAUGGUUAUCAUCAUGCGACGAAGUUGUUGAAUGGCGCUGGCUGUGCUUCACACACUGAUGUGGAGCUGGAGGCGAGACGAAGGGAUGCUAUUUCUCACAUGAUUGCUAGGGUUGCCUACUCACAAACUCCUGAGUUCAAGCGGUGGUUCAUUACUAUGGAGGCUGAGUACAUGAAACUCAGGCUGUCUUCGCUGAAUAAAGAGGGAAUGACUCAACUGUUUGCUAUCAAUAAUUUCCAGUAUGAGAUUCUGACAGAAGAUGAGAAAGAUAAAUUUCGCGAUCACCUGUACUCAUCCGGGAAGCUAUCGAGCAUCGAUAACAGCGACUUUUACAAAGUGCCAUUCUACAAAGUCCCCGAUUUGAUCAGAAGUAGGCGGGUAUUUGUGUACAAUGGUAUGGCAUUUACGCCCCAAUCGGAGCUUGCAUCACUCUUCAUAAGUCAUUUCAAGGAGCACCUCAAGCGGGAGUUUGAAGCUGCGACACAGGAAUUCUACCGACUCCAGUGCGAUUCCAGGAUCUUCGAGUUUCUCAGAGAACUUCCCAAUUAUUUCGCUGAAAUUCAACGUGUCGUGUGGUCAACUGAGACAACUCCGAUUGAGUCCCUAGAUGAGUUAUCAAGGACUUCGUACCCAUUGUGCAUGAGGACGCUCCACGAAGCAUUAAGAGUUAAUCACCACCUGAAGAACCAAGGUCGUGUGCAGUAUAUCCUAUUUUUGAAGGGCAUUGGCGUCACGAUGGAAGAUUGCACGCAAUUCUGGCGUGCGGAAUUCACGAAGAAGAUGGAACCCGAGAAAUUCGAGAAGGAGUACGCUUAUGGCGUCAGGUUUCUGUAUGGAAAGGCUGGGGGCAAUCGUAAUUACACGCCAAUGGGGUGUAAUAAAAUUAUAACUACAGCUGCUGGGCCUGGGGAGUUCCACGGUUGUCCGUACAGGUCUAUGGACAGCGACAUACUGCAGCAAAAGCUCAUUGGAUUCAAUUUGCCAGCCUCAGGCGUGUCUGAAAUAGUCGAGUUGGCUAAGGGAGGCCACUACAAUCUCGCCUGCGCCAAGUACUUCGAGGUAACUCAUAAAUGUCCCCCAGAACGUCCCCUCUUGCAUCCAAAUGCCUACUUCGCUGAGAGUCGAGAAGUGAUUGCCAAAGUCACCGGUAAUGCAGACACACCAGCGGAUGACAAAUCAAAUCGACUAUCAAAAAUGAAGGGUGAAUCUCUCUCACAAGCGAGAUCGCCGGCUAGAACACCUGCGAGAUCGUCGAUUCGUACGCCGGUUCGUACGUCCGUUAAAUCAUCAUCAUCAAUUAAGAAGAAGAAUAUUAAAGAUGAAACUGGUGACAUUGCAGAGAUGCUUCAGGAGGAUGAUGAGUCGUUUAUGGAGCUCAAUGAUGUGGAUUUUUGAAAUUCAGUUGCGAAGUGGUGGAGCGUAAUGAGUUGAUUUUUUGCUCUAACAAUUAUGCAUUCAGUUUGGAAACGAAUGACUGAUCUUUCGUAUAAGCAGAAAAAAAUUUGAUUGAAAAGGUUUCUCAACAUUUUCACGUAAACUAUUCGCUGUAAACUCUUCUCGUAAUCUGUUCAAUAUAAACUGGAGAUUUAAUGAGGUGUGAAAGAUUGACUUUCUUUGUUUUGUUCUGCUACGUUUGAUCAUUUGAGGAUUGAAUCAUUUCCUUAUAAUUUUCGCCAAUAUAAAAAAUACCAACUCUGCUCCUGCGAAGCACCAUUACCUCUGAAUAGACUAACCCAGUCUUUUCUUAUAAUUUUCCAAUAUAAAAAAAUACUAUUUUCCAAUAUAAAAAAAUACUAAUUCUUGAAUCGUCCUGUGUCCAUAGUUAUUAAUUUUUGGAAAUCCACAAACUUUAGUCACUUCAUUACUAUAUUGUGUACUACCUGAAGCUUUUCGGUUUACAAAAAUUAAUAGCUAUAGUAACGGCACUCUUUGCAUGUGUUGAAUUUUUCCAAUUUUUUUUUAAAUUUUUCCAAAAAGUAAUAACUAUGCACAGGAAGACUAUUCUAAAAUUCAACACAUAAAAGGGGUAUUAUUACCUCGGAAAAGACUAAUCCAGAUGAGAUAUUGUAUUGAGGCCUUUAUAAAAGUUCUAAUGCAGGUUCGCAAAAUGUCAACUAAUGUGUUAUAUAUUUUUAAUUAAAAUUAUUGCAGAAAUUCGUAUUAUUGCAAAAUGUUCGUAUGGACACAUCAAAAUUGGUUCAGUAGUCAAGUGGUGAGAUCACACGUAUGAAAAAAUCGUAUGGAAUUUCUAUAGGAUUUUCGUAUAUGAUAUUCGGAUAUUUCUAU